Messenger RNA from Cannabis sativa, 393 nucleotides. Its product is annotated as transcription factor SRM1-like. Bases 1 to 393 code for a protein of 130 amino acids. The transcript is spliced from 2 exons. NCBI's taxonomy places the organism in Eukaryota, Viridiplantae, Streptophyta, Magnoliopsida, Rosales, Cannabaceae. Gene Ontology annotation, molecular function: DNA binding. The record is from RefSeq and is a predicted model, not a curated record.
AUGGUAACGACAACACAUACAUUUCCUAUUCCCACUCACACUCCUGCGCCGACUAUAGAAUAUCAACAACAAGAAACUCUUUCAACUCGCAAACGAAAAUCAACCUCUUCAAACCAUGGUCGUUGGACUGUAAAAGAACACAUGAUUUUUUUACAAGGGAUGAGUAAGUUUGGUUCUGGUAAUUGGACAGAAAUAUCUACUUUACUUGGUGGUACAAGAACUCCAGUCCAAGUGGCUAGCCAUGCUCAAAAAUAUUUUAAUAAAAUGGAGAAAGAAAAACAAAUUGCAGAGACAACCUCUGAGAAUAAAAAGAAGAAAUUAAAUAAGAGUAUAAAUGAUAUAAGAUUAAGAGAAGAUGGAACAUUUUGUUCUCCAAACUCAUUUCAAAACUGA